UUUUUAAGUGUGUCCUCUUUUUGCCUUUGCCUUUUUUUUUUAAAUACUAAUUAGCAUGUGGCGUUGUAUGAUAGGCGAUAGAAAUCGAUUUUAACCACCAAAAGUUCUGUAAAUAUGUUUCCUUCUUUCAUUGAAAUAAUUUAACAAGACAAAGUUUAGAAAGAGCUUUAGUCGAUCAUUAAUGUCAUCUUCAGCGAAGACAUAAGCAGAAAGUUUGUCAGUUAGCCGCAAAGCUAAAAACAUAUGUAGCUAGCGGCAUCUGUAUCCGUAGCUUGGUCACGUUGUCACGGAUGCUGUUUUAGACGUCUUAAAGUUUUAGAAAGUCGUUAGCAGUGUAAGACCAUGGUAGUCUUACGAGACGGAAUGUGUCCUGGACUGGAUAAAGAUUUACUUCGUGAUCUGCGUGCUGCUGAUAUCAGGACAGUGGAAGACCUGGUCUCGUCUAACAUUGAAGAGCUUGCUCAGAAAUGCUCCGUUUCAUAUAAGGCUCUGUUUGCUAUCCGCCGAGUGCUGCUGGCCCAACACGCAGCAUUUCCUGUGUCAGGCGCUGAUCUUUAUGAGGAACUGUUGAGCUCCACAGCCAUCCUGUCCACUGGAAAUCCCAGCUUAGAUAAACUGCUGGAUUCAGGCUUGUACACUGGAGAGAUAACAGAGCUGUCAGGAGGCCCGGGAAGUGGAAAAUCUCAGGUGUGUUUCGGUGUUGCCGUGCACGUUUCUUACCAACUGAAACAGAAUGUGAUAUAUAUCGAUACGACGGGAGGGCUGAGCGCCAGCCGCUUGCUGCAGAUGCUUCAAACUGAAACCAGAGAUGCAGACAAGCAGAUGGAGGCCCUUCAGAGGAUUCACAUCUUCCAUUUGUUUGACGUCUACGCCCUGCUCGACUGUCUGUACAGUCUCUGCAGUGGGGGGCUUCAGCAGGCGUCUGUUGGCGGUGGCUCUGUCAAGGCGGUGAUCGUGGACUCUGUGUCAGCUGUUAUCUCUCCUCUACUGGGAGGCAGACAAAAUGAAGGCAUGUCCUUGAUGAUACAAGUAGCAGGAGUUCUUAAGACGAUGGCAAAGGACUUCAACGUAGCCGCUCUGGUAACAAACCACGUAACGAGAAGUGGCAGUGGGGAAGUGCAGCCAGGACUCGGUGUCUCAUGGAGCCACAUUCCCAGAACCCGGAUCCUGCUGGAGCUGGUUGAGACGGCAGCGUCUGUCGGCCACUCCGGUCUGCGCUCUGCGACUCUGAUCAAGUCUUCCAGACAGUCCUGUCACAUCAGAGAGCAGUUUGACCUGCAGUGGUGGAGCCGAAGUGAGGAAGGGUCCUCGGGAAAGAGGAAACUGGAUGAGACCGAUUCCUGAUGAGGACAGGCCGUAGUCCUCUGUCACAGACCCAAGGGAGGUACGACACGCCUCUUGCGGAUGCAUUCCCAGAUCCAGCUGGGUGAGACUCUCUGAGCCUGGCUGUCCUCCUCGGGUUCAGCCAGCGUAUGUGUUGCUGAGGAGGCAGCGUAAUCCGGUACAAGGUCUCCGUCAUAAGCCAGGAAAUACCUCCUGAGUUUGUUGAAGUCCUGCACGGAGGCGGGCAGGAACAGCUUCACCCCGCUGAAGAUGUCCAGCAGCGUCUACAGGAAACACAAAGGAUCAAAGUCAGCGUUAGUUUCCCCAACAUACCGGGACACAAGGCACAAGUAGUGCUCAGGUUGCUUAGCAACCGCCUCUACAGCUGCCUGCAGGAUAUGCAUCUAUAAGGCUAAAAGUAAUUAUGAUUAUGUUAGAAAUAAACAAACCUACAUUUGUCUUGCUCUGUUCAGUUCUGACUACACUUAAACUUAAGUUUCAUGUUGUUUAAAGCUGCCAGGAAAUCAAAACAGACUCGAUGCGGGUUUAAGACACACGACACUCAGGCUGUUUUCCUCUGAGACGUGACUGAACACAUGCUGCUUCAAGUCUUAAUGAAUUAAAUGAGUUAUUUGUAUUAA
This is a messenger RNA of Melanotaenia boesemani (Boeseman's rainbowfish), 1964 nucleotides long. RefSeq names its product RAD51 paralog D (gene rad51d). Gene Ontology annotation, molecular function: ATP binding; four-way junction DNA binding; ATP-dependent DNA damage sensor activity. The coding region runs from base 343 to 1344 and encodes 333 amino acids. NCBI's taxonomy places the organism in Eukaryota, Metazoa, Chordata, Actinopteri, Atheriniformes, Melanotaeniidae. The transcript is spliced from 11 exons. Gene Ontology annotation, cellular component: centrosome; Rad51B-Rad51C-Rad51D-XRCC2 complex; replication fork. Gene Ontology annotation, biological process: DNA strand invasion; reciprocal meiotic recombination; telomere maintenance. The record is from RefSeq and is a predicted model, not a curated record.